UCUCUGGGAUUCCUUUUUUCCAUUAUUACACAAGUUUGAACCAGGGUACAAAUGUCAUGCAAGACAAGAAUUUGAAUUUAAAUGUGUAGCACAGUAAUGUAAAUCAUUAGCCCAUUUUGAUUUAAUGGUUAAAGUAUUUAUAAUCUUGUUCAAAUUCUGUGUUCUCAUUGCUGUAUGUAUGUCUUUCUAGCUUUAGCGUGUUCUUUCGCUUUCCUAUGCCUGGUACAAAAUGAAUGUCCUAAAUAUUCCAUUUCACUUGCUGAAGCUGCCAGUAAGGAGUGUCAAUUCAUCUUGCUUGUCAAAUUACAAUCGUGGAGCUUUUGGAAUACUGAAGACACAAGUCAAACCAUUCUUCUCAAAUAGUAAGAAUUGUAGCCCAAAAAACUUCACAGACUAUGAAUCAAUGAAGCAGGAAUACAAACUGGAAGUGCCAGAAUACUUCAAUUUUGCAAGUGAUGUCCUUGAUAAGUGGAGUGAAAUUGAAAAGGCUGGAGGAAGAGGCUCAAACCCUGCAUUGUGGUGGCUGAGUCGAAGAGGGCAAGAAGUGAAAUGGAGCUUCCAGGACCUUGGACACCACUCCAGGAAGGUGGCUAACAUCUUGUCUGAUGCAUGUAAUCUGCAAGUAUCUGAUCGAGUUAUUGUUAUCCUGCCCGUCAUACCAGAAUGGUGGCUUCUGAAUGUGGCAUGCAUGAGAACAGGUGCUGUAGUGAUCCCUGGAACAAGCCAGCUAACAGCCACAGAUAUUUUACACAGGCUACAGGCCUCAAAGGCAAAGUGCAUCAUAACAAAUGAGAUGCUGGCAGACUCAGUAGAGUCAGUGAUAUCCAAGUGCCCUUCUAUCAAAGCAAAGGUGAUCCUAUCAAAUAAAUACAGAAAAGGAUGGAUGAAUUUUCAUGAACUUUACCGAAAUGCAUCAUCUGAUCACACAUGUGCAAAGACCAAGAGUUUGCAUCCAUUGGCCAUUUUCUUUACCAGCGGAACCACAGGAGCUCCAAAAAUGACUCUUCACACCCAUUGCAGCUAUGGAAUAGGCCUGACAGUGAAUGGAAGGUACUGGUUGGAUCUCACUCCUUCAGAUGUGAUGUGGAACACUUCAGAUACUGGCUGGGCUAAGUCUGCAUGGAGCAGCAUCUUUUCACCAUGGAUUCAAGGUGCUUGUGUUUUUAUCCAAAACAUCCGUCGGUUUGAUCCCCAACAUAUAUUGGAAAUUUUAUCCAAGUAUCCAAUAACGACCUUCUGUUCGCCACCUACGGCAUAUCGUAUGCUUGUACAGAGUGAUGUCAGCAAGUACAGAUUCCCAAAUCUCCAGCACUGUGUGAGUGCUGGUGAACCCAUUAACCCAGAGGUGAUGGAGAAGUGGAAAGAGCAGACUGGCUUAGACAUCUAUGAAGGAUAUGGUCAGACAGAAACUGUCUUGAUCUGCGGUACUUUCAAAGGAAUGAAAUUGAAACCUGGUUCAAUGGGGAAGCCAUCACCGGCAUUUAAUGUACAGGUUAUAGAUGAGAACUGCAAUGUGCUUCCUCCUGGAGUGGAGGGUGAAAUUGCCAUUUCCGUGAAGCCGACCAGACCCCUGAACAUUUUCUCUGAAUACAUUGAUGAGCCAAAACAAACUGCAGCAACCCUUCGAGGAGACUAUUAUUUGACUGGAGACCGAGGUCAAGUGGAUGAGGAUGGAUACCUUUGGUUUAUGGGAAGAGCAGAUGACAUAAUGUUAUCAUCUGGGUACCGCAUCGGACCAUUUGAAGUAGAAAAUGCUUUAAUAGAACAUCCAGCAGUGGUAGAGUCGGCUGUGGUUAGCAGUCCUGAUCCCAUUAGAGGAGAGGUUGUGAAGGCAUUUGUCAUUUUAGCUCCAACUUUCACCUCACAAGAUCCUGAUAAGUUAAUUGAAGAACUACAAGAACAUGUUAAGAACAUCACAGCACCAUAUAAGUACCCAAGGAAGAUUGAAUUUGUGAAGGAACUACCCAAGACUGUUAGUGGGAAAAUCAGAAGAAUUGAGUUACGAAGGAAAGAAUGGGAAAAAGCAUUAAAAUUGAAAUAAUUGAUGUGCAGCAUCCUUGAAUGGAAUCAACUUUACCUUUUAUAUUAAACUUGAUUUCGACACAAUU
Amblyraja radiata (thorny skate) is the source of this 2108-nucleotide messenger RNA. It is a transcript of the gene acsm3, whose product is annotated as acyl-CoA synthetase medium chain family member 3. The record is from RefSeq and is a predicted model, not a curated record. Lineage: Eukaryota; Metazoa; Chordata; Chondrichthyes; Rajiformes; Rajidae. Gene Ontology annotation, cellular component: mitochondrial matrix. The coding region runs from base 230 to 2041 and encodes 603 amino acids. The transcript is spliced from 13 exons. Gene Ontology annotation, molecular function: fatty-acyl-CoA synthase activity; fatty acid ligase activity. Gene Ontology annotation, biological process: fatty acid biosynthetic process; acyl-CoA metabolic process.